Auanema sp. JU1783 is the source of this 795-nucleotide messenger RNA. The record is from the annotation of a GenBank genome assembly. Lineage: Eukaryota; Metazoa; Nematoda; Chromadorea; Rhabditida; Rhabditidae.
AUGUCUUCUACCCAAUCUCCACCUUUAACCGGAAUCAAUCUACCAGCUUCAAGUCUGGAGCAUCUCAUUCGCUUGCGUCAAGAACGCAAUCAACGAACUCCUAAAUGUGCUCGUUGUAGAAAUCACGGAACUGUUUCUGCAUUAAAAGGACACAAGCGCUACUGUCGAUGGAAGGAUUGCAUGUGCGCCAAAUGCACUCUCAUUGCGGAACGACAACGUGUCAUGGCGGCACAGGUUGCAUUGCGUCGUCAACAAAGCCAAGAGGAAAAGGAAGCCAAGGAUUUGGAAAUGCUUUUUGGAGUCGGAAAUGCCACCGAGUUGCUUGAUAUUAUUCGCAAAAAUUCAAAUCAAACAGAAUCAAAGCAGGCUUCAGAAUCUUCAGAUCAGACGAUUGAUGAGCCAGCUUCGCCCACCUGUCAGCUUGAGAUCUCGACUAAGAAAGAUCUGGAGAUCGUUGAAAGUUCACCCAACAGUCCAACAAACACAGAGCAGACGUCAUCUUCCUCAUCUCCACAGUGUAAUCAACUGCUGACUACGGGGCCAACUACUCCAAUUCCAACAACGUUUGCAGCUUCUUCAUCAGCAAACUCAUCUUCGUCGUCCUCGUCUCCCAUCUACAGUUCAGCUCCUCAGUUCUCUACAGCUUUUCCUCCGACAUUCUUCAACCCAUUGCUGUAUGGACGUCAGUUCAUGCGUUUUCCAUUGCCCAUGACAGGUUUUCCAUUUGGUGGAUCGGCAUCGCUACCUGAAGGAUUUGCUCAAAUGACUGGUGCUCUAAGCCAGAAUCGAGAAUGA